Messenger RNA from Vitis riparia (riverbank grape), 1584 nucleotides. RefSeq names its product ultraviolet-B receptor UVR8. The coding region runs from base 117 to 1415 and encodes 432 amino acids. Gene Ontology annotation, cellular component: cytoplasm. The record is from RefSeq and is a predicted model, not a curated record. NCBI's taxonomy places the organism in Eukaryota, Viridiplantae, Streptophyta, Magnoliopsida, Vitales, Vitaceae. The transcript is spliced from 4 exons. Gene Ontology annotation, molecular function: guanyl-nucleotide exchange factor activity.
AACUUGCCCCAAGUCCAUUAGAUUGACGCCAAAGUGGCCAAACCCACUGAAAACUGAACCCGGUCAUCGGUGGAGGAGGGAGAGGGUUCUGAUUGGACAGUGGUUAACCGCUUGUGAUGCGGCGAUUCAUUAUGAUGGGGCAGAAACAGAGUCUGAGACGUUUCAGCAGCAGCGCCAGAUCAGUUAUGAGUUUUGGGGAUGGCAGCCAUGGGGCUCUGGGCUUGCCCUCCUCCCUAAUUGGCCUAGGGGGCGACGCUUACGAACCCACGCCCGUUCCAGGGCUUCCAUCUGAUGUUUGCAGCGUUAGUGCCGGCCACUACCACUCCCUCGCCGUGACCGCACAAGGAGAGGUCUGGGCUUGGGGCAGAAACCAUGAAGGUCAGCUCGGCAGAGGUCUUCUUGCUCCAAGAGAUUCAUGGAAUGUGCCAACGAGAGUAGAAGGGUUGAAUCAAGUAAAAGUUCGAGCUGCAUUUGCAUCUGGUGUCAUUUCUACAGCCAUUGGAGAUGACGGCUCUUUGUGGGUCUGGGGAAAGUCUAAGCAUGGGCAGCUUGGCCUUGGAAAAGGAAUCAGUGAGACUGUAGUACCUUCCAGAGUUGAAGCACUUGCAGGAGAAAAGAUAGUUAAGGUUUCACUUGGUUGGGGACAUGCUUUGGCACAAACUGAGGAUGGAAAAUUGUUUGGGUGGGGUUAUUCAGCAGACGGUAGAUUAGGGCAGGUUGGGAAAGCUUUGGAGGUGUUUCCACUGAAUUCAGUUGCAGAUAGGGAACUCUCAAGUUUGGAGCUGGAAGUUGCUGAAAAGAUGGUCUUGAAAGGAAUUGAGAAGGAGAAAAACAUGCCUAUCAUCUGGGAGCCUAGUCUGAUCGAAGAAGAAAAUGGUGUUGGCAUCGUAGAUGUGGCAUGUGGGCUUGAUCAUUCCUUAGUUCUUUGCGGUAAUGGCAACCUAUUAAGCGGUGGGAGCAAUACUUAUGGUCAGUUGGGCAGAGUGGCACAAGACUAUGGAAUGGUACCAGUUACUACAAGUUUCAUUCCGAUAUCUAUAUCAUCAGGCCUUGGCCAUUCUUUGGCAAUUUGUCAGGUUGAAUCGUCAGAGGCCAUAGGAGGUGCCACAAGCAUCAUUUCAUGGGGAUGGAACCAGUUUUUUCAGCUUGGGAGGGCAGGGCCCGGGAGCUGUCCAAUGGCAGUGAAGGGGUUGGCAGGGGAAACACCAGUUGCGGUAGGAGGAGGACGUGCACACUCCAUUGCCCUCACAUCUAAGGGAGAGGUGUGGGUUUGGGGUUGUGGCAAAAGUGGUAGGCUUGGAUUAGGAAGCUCUACUGAUGAGGUUGAGCCAAGCUUGCUUGAAUAUUUGGAAGGCUCUGAGGUUCUACAAGUCGCAGCAGGCUUCGAUCAUAAUCUAGUCCUGGUUGCUAAUUGAUCAUUCUAUCCUGGUUGCUGAAUGAUGCAGUUUGAAAGCAGAGAGACUGUUAUUGAAUCAUAGCAUGGGUUUUGCUGUUUCAAUAUUUCUGUAUUAACUUAUUUAUUCUUUUUAGUAGAAUCUAUGCUUACAUGGGGCUUCAUCAUUCAAUGCUUACUUACCUUUUUAA